AUGUCGGAAGCUGGAGACAGCCCGCACAAGCGGUCCAGGUCCUCUGCGGCUCUUUCCUUGCUUCGCCGCAGAGAACCCAGAGAAACCCGCGAAGACGAGUCUGGCUCGGAAGACGGCCGGUCUGUGCCCGGUACGGCCACGUCAAAGUCUACCUCGGGACCUCCUGGUACUCCGCUGUCGCAUCAGCCCGGCACUCGGGGACACGCUUCGAAACUCUCGACCACAUCCGCCAUGCUCAGCAGAGUCCCGUCUGCGCAAUCGCCUGUCGCGGCGGCCAAGGCCGGACCAACGUCGAGCCAAGGUGCCACCAGCCUGGAGCAAUCCGUUCGCAAGUUCAGGGUGGUUGAAGCCUUGAGAAGCGGCGAUACGGCCUCCAUAUCCAGGGCCAUCCGUGACACGGCUGAUAACGCGCCCAGGUCCAGCACUUCCUCGCUUGCAGCCGUCACCACCGGUCCCCUCGAAGACACUACAAUCCUGCACCUCGCUAUUCAGUGCUCCGAAGUCACCGUCAUCGAAUAUGUUCUGUCGGACAGUGCCGGCAGCGUCGACGUCAACGCCAGGGACAGAGACGGCAACACACCACUGCACAUCGCUGCCGCCCAGGGCCGCACGACCGUUGUGAAGCUCUUGUUGGACCAGAAGGGCAUCAAUGACUCGGUUGUCAACCACCAGGGCAAGCUGCCCCUCGACCUGGCCCGAAAUCCGGAAAUUUUUCAAAUCCUCCAGCUAUCUCGCUCUCUGUUCACCGAGGCCAAGAUAAAGCAGGUGCAGGAGCUCAUUGCCCGUGGCGACUACGAUACGCUGGCGCAGGCACUUGAGGAGCCUCGACUGAAGACUGUCGUGGACAUCAACAGUCCCGAAUUUGCCUCAGAACCAGUCACUGUUCAAACGGGAGGCACCUUGCUUCAUGAGGCCGCACGAAAGAAGAAUACCCAGCUCAUCCAGAUUCUCUUGCUUCAUGGUGGUGACCCUUUCCGCCGUGACCGCAAGGGAAAGUUGCCCCAGUCAGUCACUCAUGAUGACGGUGUCAAGGCCAUACUGAAAAAGUCCCCCGCAGCUGUUGCAGCUCAGAGAGGUAUUCAAGAAAAAGCCGUUCUCGGCCAAGCAGCGUCACAAGGCGCCGGUGGCGCUGCCGCAACAGACUUGAUGGCUGGGCGCGAAGCCCGAGAGAUGAAGGGCUACUUGAAAAAAUGGACCAACUACCGAAAGGGCUACCAGUUGAGAUGGUUUGUGCUCGAGGAUGGGGUGCUCAGCUACUACAAGCACCAAGACGACGCGGGUUCCGCAUGCCGAGGUGCAAUUAAUAUGAAGAUUGCCAAGUUGAAUAUGAGCGCCGACGAGAAGACCAAGUUCGAGAUUAUUGGAAAAUCAUCUGUCAAGUAUACCCUCAAGGCCAACCACGAGGUCGAGGCUAAGCGCUGGUUCUGGGCACUCAACAACUCCGUGCAGUGGACCAAGGACCAGGCAAAGGAGGAAGAAAGACAGGCAGCCCGCAGUGCAGAGCUCCUCAAAGCCGUCAAAGCCGAACAGAGCUCACUUUCGCUUCCAGACGUGCACAGCGAGAGCGCGAGCCUGUCAGAUCUACAACGCAGCACCUCACAGCUGCCGAGCCGAGCGACGUCGCACAAUAUGAUGACGCCCCCCAAGGUUGACCUGACAAGAACAAGCACCGUCGGCAGCCUCGAAGAUGACGAAUUUGCGGAUGCCGCCACCGAUGGCGAGGCCUCCCGCAUACACGGCAAUGCAGGUCCAGCUGUCCCGGGAGAAAUCGACGACGACGACGAUUUUGGAAAUGACAGGAGCGUGCGCGAGGAGCCACGGGCAACCAAGGAUGCACUCAACAUCACGGCUCAGUCCGCAAAGAUCCAACUGGAAACCAUGUCCGAGGUCCACGCGGCAAUUAUGACACAGCUCGCCCAGAGCCCCGCUACGCCGCUGUCUGACAAGAACGUCACUCAGGCGCUGUCGACCUAUGAUGCGGCGACUCGUAGCCUGACGGGGCUUGUUGGUGAUUUGCUUCGAAUCUCCAAGGACCGAGACGCUUACUGGCAGUAUCGUCUGGACAGCGAGGUAAACAUGCGCCGCAUGUGGGAAGACAGCAUGCAGCAGGUUGCUCGCGAACACGAGGAACUCGAGGCGCGGAUGGGCGAGACAGAGGAGAAGCGUCGUCUGACCAAGAAGGCCCUUCGUGAAGUAAUGGAAGCCGGUGGUGUUUCCGGCGUCGGUACACCCACCACCGAACGUCCACAACAAGAAGCGGAAGUAGCCGCGAAAUCUCCUGCUCGGAGUCUUGGACGGCGACCAACUGCUUUAGACCAACUUGGUGAGCUGUCAGAGAGCGAGUCCAAUGACGAAGAGGAAUUCUUCGAUGCCGUGGACGCCGGCGUAGUUGAAGUCGCUGAGAUGCCACAUGACGAGACCAUUGAGCCUCAGAGCAAGGGUGUGAUCGUGUCCGCCAUUGACAUUAGCCCUUCGUUCAAGGGUUACGAAAACGGUAUCCGACACAAACUCAAGAUGGACGCUGAUGACCGUCCCAAGAUUUCCCUUUGGGGUAUCCUGAAGUCCAUGAUUGGGAAGGAUAUGACCAAGAUGACCCUGCCUGUAUCAUUCAACGAACCAACGUCUCUGCUUUAUCGCUGUGGUGAGGACAUGGAGUACGCUGACCUACUUGACUUGGCUGCGGAGCGCCACGAUUCAAUCGAACGCCUAAUUUACGUCGCGGCCUUUGCUGCCAGCGAGUAUGCAUCCACAAUCGGGCGUGUUGCCAAGCCAUUCAACCCUCUGCUUGGAGAGACAUUCGAAUAUGUCAGACCAGACAAGAAUUACCGCUUCUUCAUCGAACAGGUCAGCCACCAUCCUCCCAUUGGUGCGGCGUGGGCUGAAUCGCCCAACUGGGAAUACUGGGGUGAGUCCGCGGUCAAAUCCAAGUUUUAUGGCAAGUCAUUCGAUAUCAACCCUCUUGGCACAUGGUUCCUGAAACUGAGGCCUACUGCCGGCGGAAAGGAGGACCUCUACACGUGGAAGAAGGUCACUUCGUCGGUCAUUGGCAUCAUCACCGGCAACCCCACGGUGGACAAUUACGGUCCAAUGGAAAUUAAGAACUGGACCACUGGGGAGGUGGCUAUCCUCGACUUCAAGGCUCGCGGGUGGAAGGCCUCGAGCGCGUAUUUGAUUUCUGGCAAGGUUCUGGAUGCAGACGGCAACGUGCGCGUCAGCCUCGGCGGACGUUGGAACUCGAAGCUAUAUGCACGUUUAACGCCCGGAUACGAGGCGUCUAUUGACGAAGUCAAGGACGCUGGCCCUCUGCACAAGGGUGCCAUGAACGAUCCAACCCGAGCUUAUCUGAUCUGGGAGGCCAACCCUCGACCUGCUGGCAUUCCAUUCAACUUGACGCCCUUUGUGCUCACGUUCAACCACAUCGACGACAAGCUCAGACCAUGGUUAGCGCCGACCGACUCACGUCUGCGCCCCGAUCAGCGUGCCAUGGAGGAUGGCGAGUACGACUUUGCCGCUACCGAGAAGAACCGACUGGAGGAGGCACAGCGAGCUCGCCGCAGGGUCCGCGAGUCCAGGGGCGAAGAGUUCGUGCCGGCAUGGUUCUGCAAGGCGACAUGUGAGAUUACGGGGGAGUCGUACUGGAAGUUUAACGGCAAAUACUGGCAGCAGCGCCAAAAGGCUGGGCCGAACGGAGACCCAACGGCGUGGGCGGGACUGGAGCCAAUCUUUGAGGAUGCAAAUUAA
Molecule: messenger RNA, 3741 nt
Organism: Metarhizium album ARSEF 1941
Lineage: Eukaryota; Fungi; Ascomycota; Sordariomycetes; Hypocreales; Clavicipitaceae
Product: oxysterol binding protein
Exons: 3
Coding region: 1-3741 (1246 amino acids)
Biological process (GO): exocytosis; piecemeal microautophagy of the nucleus; endocytosis
Cellular component (GO): intracellular membrane-bounded organelle; membrane; nuclear envelope
Molecular function (GO): sterol binding; protein binding
Source: RefSeq, a predicted model, not a curated record